AUGACCAAUUUUCUGUCUUUACCUGAUGAACUUUUAUUUUGUUGGUUGAGCUAUUGUGAUAACAGAAAUCUAAGAUUAAUUAACAGAAGAAUAUACUUGGUUAGAAAUAAUUGGUUCAAACAUAAAGUUUUAAACUUGGUUCCUUUAAAUCACUCAAUUUGGAAUUCUUCUUGUUUUUUAUUUGUGUUGGUGUCUUACAUUAAAGAAUUUGAUUCAAUUAGAUUAUAUUCCAGAAAAUUAUUGUUUUCAUCAACGUUGAGUUUAUAUAGCCAAAAUAAUUUGAGUUUUAGUUCCAUAGAGACAAUGGAAUAUAUUUGUGAUUCAUGGGAAAUUAUUUACAGUCUUUUGGUAAGGCCCAUCUCAAUAUUUAACUAUGCUGCUAGUAGUAAUAAUUUUAUAUUACCAAUGAAUAAUUUUUGUAGGAAUCGGUUAAAUUCAAAUAGAUAUGGUCUAUUUACUAUUCCAUUUAAUGUUUGGAUAUGUGUUAAAGAUAUAAACUAUGCCAGAUACAUAAACAAAGUUGUCGUUCAAUUAAAAUCAUAUGGAACCAAUAAAGUGGACACUUAUUUUUUUGUAAGUUAUCUGCAUGAGCUUAUUAAAGAACCUGGUGUUUAUUGUGCUAAAAUUGGGGAUAUUUCAUACAAAUUUUUGAGGUCUCAACAUGUUAAAAGUAAUGAAGCAAAAUCGUUGAACUUGUUUUCCCCAGUUAAUGUUCAUUAUUACGUUAACACUGAAAAUAGAGAUAUCUUUAAUGACAAAUUGAAAGUUUUAGGUUACAGCUUUGAUGAUUUUAACUCUUAUUAUGAAUUACUCUAUUUUAAAGUGCCAUUAGAAGCUGAGAAUUUUGUAAUAAAUAAAUGGGGAACUCUUUUUAGUAGUAUAUUUGCAGCAUAUUUAUUAAAUAAUAAUAAUCUUUGCGAUAUAGCCUAUCCACAUAAUAAACCAGAUGCACUGCUAAUGAAUGAUAAUGAUAGUGAGCAUAUAAAUAACAAUAUUACAUUUUCAUUAGAGUGUCUUGGUAAUACACAACAAAAGAAACAUAUGCCAAACAGAUACAUAAAAGAUUUGAGAUUACCCAAAUUAAUCGAAGUUUGGAAAGAAUGA
Messenger RNA from Arxiozyma heterogenica, 1104 nucleotides. RefSeq names its product Ucc1p (gene UCC1). Bases 1 to 1104 code for a protein of 367 amino acids. The transcript has a single exon. Lineage: Eukaryota; Fungi; Ascomycota; Saccharomycetes; Saccharomycetales; Saccharomycetaceae. The record is from RefSeq and is a predicted model, not a curated record.